Messenger RNA from Arvicola amphibius (Eurasian water vole), 3462 nucleotides. RefSeq names its product NACHT, LRR and PYD domains-containing protein 1a-like. The transcript is spliced from 13 exons. The coding region runs from base 1 to 3462 and encodes 1153 amino acids. Lineage: Eukaryota; Metazoa; Chordata; Mammalia; Rodentia; Cricetidae. Gene Ontology annotation, cellular component: canonical inflammasome complex. Gene Ontology annotation, biological process: inflammatory response; regulation of apoptotic process; innate immune response. The record is from RefSeq and is a predicted model, not a curated record.
AUGGUGGAGCGGUCACAUCAAGAGCAAAUGUGUCAGUUUGUUUUCCAUUGCCAGGACAGAAAACAGAGACUGGGAAUCAUUUCAGAAAUAUAUCAGAGCAAAAGAAGAGAAAAUCUUUACCCCACACAGAUCCAGAAAACAAAUGAUUUGCUGCAAAAUUUCACACAGCUACUACUUCUACAAAAACCUUGCCCAAGAAGUUGGGAAACCUUGCUUUGGAAAAGCUGGCAUAAAUAUAAAGGAGAGGAGAGGGGACAUCUGAUUGAGAUCCAAGACUUAUUUUGCCCAAGUCAAGAUAUCCAGAAAGAGACACAACUUGUUGUAUUAGAGGGGGCUUCUGGCAUUGGGAAGUCAACACUGGCAAGGCAGGUGAGGAGAGCAUGGGAGGAAGGCCAGCUCUACAGGAAUCUCUUCCAGCAUGUCUUCUACUUCAGCUGCAGAGAGCUGGCCCAGUGCAAGCAGCUGAGUCUGGCUGAGCUCAUAGCAAAAGACCAGACUCUGCCUGCAGCUCCCAUCAGGGAGAUCCUGUCUCACCCUGAGAAGCUGCUCUUCAUCCUGGAUGGCAUAGAUGAGCCAGCAUGGGUCUUGGAAGAUAAGAAUCCCAAGUUCUGCCUGCACUGGAGCCAGACACAACCUGUGCACACACUGCUGGGCAGUUUGCUGGGGAAAUCUGUUCUGCCUCAGGCUUCCUUGCUGCUCACAGCUCGAACCACAGUUCUGAAGAAGUUCAUUCCUUCCUUGGGGCAGCCACGUUGGGUGGAAGUCCUGGGCUUCUCUAAGGCUGAAUGGAAGAAAUACAUCUACAAAUAUUUCACAGAGGAAAGAGAAGCAAUGGCAGCUUUUAACUUGGUUAAAUCAAACCCAGUGCUCUCAGCACUGUGUGGGGUGCCCUGGGUGUCCUGGCUGGUCUGCACCUGCCUGAAACAGCAGAUAGAUCGGGGAGAAGACCUCUCACUGACCUCACAGACCACCACAGAGCUCUACCUGAAAUACCUUUCCCAGGCUCUCUCAGGUCAUGCCCUGGGGAACCAGCUCAGAGCUCUCUGCUCACUGGCUGCUGAGGGAAUCUGCCGAAGAAAGACCCUGUUCAGUGACAGAGAUUUUCAGAUCCAAGGAUUGGCUGAUGGUGUCAUUGCCACUUUCCUGAAUAUUGGUAUCCUUCAAAAGCAUCCUGAAUCUCUGAGUUACAGUUUUGCCCACUUGUAUCUCCAGGAGUUCUUUGCUGCAAUGUCCUAUGCACUGGAGAAUGUGCCAAGACAUGGUUAUAUGAAUGUCGACAGAAUUGUGGAAGCACUAAAGGAAGUCUAUGGAAGACAUGACCUGUUUGAGGCACCCACUAUGCGCUUCCUAUUUGGUCUUUCAAGUAAAACAGGAAUAAGAGAAACAGAGAAAAUCUUUGCCUGCAGUUUGCUUCAGGAGACAGGGUUGUGCCUACAACAGCACAUCCUAAAGGAAACCCAACACCAUCAACAAUAUACUCUUGGUCUACUCCAUUGUCUGUAUGAGACUCAGGAUGGGGACCUCCUGACCAAUGUAAUGCACAUUUUUCAGGGAACAAGGGUGCAUACCUCAGUGGAUAUACUACAGCCAGUGUUCCAGACAAAUAUUAACCACCUGGUGGUCCAGACAGAUAUGGAACUCAUGGUGAUCACUUUCUGCAUUAAGUUCUGCCACCAUGUGAAAAGGCUUCAGCUGAAUGCUUGUGGACAACAGGGACAAACGCUGGCAGCCCCCAGUAUGGUUCUGUCCAGGUGGACUCCGAUCACUGAUGCCACUUGGCAGAUAUUCUUUUCCACUCUUGAGUUCUCAGGAAAUCUGCAGGAGCUGGACCUAAGUGGAAAUCCACUGAGCUACUAUGCAGUGCAAAGUCUCUGUAGGACACUCAGAUGCCCUAAAUGUCAACUAAGGACAUUGUGGCUUGUCAACUGUGGCCUCACAUUCAGGCACUGUGCGGACCUGGCUCCAGUGCUCAGUGCCAGCUCCAGCCUGACUGAGCUACACCUGCAGCUGAAUGAUCUGGGAGACCAUGCUGUGAGUCUGCUGUGUCAGUGGCUCAGGAAUCCUGCCUGCAAACUCAGAAUCCUGGGGCUGGACCAGGCCCCUCUCAGUGACCCAGUGAUUAUGGAGCUCAGGGCCCUGGAGGCAGAGAAUCCACAGCUGCUCAUCUCCAGCACAUGGAAUCCACGUGUGAUGGUCCCUACUGAGAACCCAGGUGGAGAAGGAAUGGAUGACAGCCUGACCUUAUUCAAUCAGCAGAGACUACAGUCAGAACACAAACACAUGGAAGCACUGGGGACUGAAGAUGACUUCUGGGGUCCUACAGGACCUGUGGCUACAGAGGUGAUUGACAGAGAAAGGAACCUGUACAGAGUUCAGUUCCCUGUGGCUGGUUCCUACCACUGUCCCAACAUAGGACUCCACUUUGUGGUGACGAGGGCAGUGACCAUCGAGAUUGAAUUCUGUGCCUGGAGCCAAUACCUGGACCAGACUCCCUUUCAGGACAGUCACAUGGUGGCUGGGCCUCUGUUUAACAUCAAGGCUGAGCAGGGAGCUGUGGCUGCUGUGUACCUCCCUCACUUUGUGAAUCUCAAAGAGGGAGAGGUGGACACCUCCUGGUUCUGUGUGGCCCACUUUCAAAAACAUGGGAUGAUCCUAGAAGAGCCAGCCAGAGUGGAGCAGUGCUACACAGUCUUGGAAAACCCAAGCUUCUCCCCAAUGGGAGUUCUACUGAGAAAGAUCCCUGCUGUCAGGAACUUCAUCCCUAUCACUUCCAACACAUUGAUCUACUAUCACCUCAAUGUCAAUGAUGUCACACUUCACCUCUACCUAAUUCCCAAUGACUGCACCAUUCAAAAGGCCAUUGAUGAAGAAGAAAUGAGGUUUCAGUUUUUUCGAAUACACAAGCCACCCCCAGUAGACUCUCUUUACAUUGGCUCGCGGUACAUAGUCUCUGCUUCCAAGAAGCUGGAAAUCAUUCCAAAGGAACUGGAGCUGUGCUACCGGAGCCCUGGGGAACCCCAGCUCUUCUCUGAGAUCUAUGUUGGCCACAUGGGUUCAGAUAUUAAACUGCACAUCAGAGACAAAAAGAAUAGGAAUCUCAAAUGGGAAGCCUUGCUGAAACCAGGAGACCUCAGGCCUACACAGCCCAUGAUCCUUACAUCCCCCGAAGAUGCUUCUGCCUUGCCACACUUUGUGGACCAGCAUCGGGAGCAGCUGGUGGCCCGAGUGACAUCAGUGGACCCUCUCUUGGACAAGCUGCUUGGUCCGGUGCUGAGGGAAGAGGAGUAUGAGGCAGUGCGGGCUGAAGCCACCAACCAAGACAAGAUGCGGAAGCUCUUCAGCUUCAGCCGGUCCUGGGGCUUGGACAGCAAAGAACAAGUCUAUCAAGCUCUAAAGAAAACACAUCCUCACCUCAUCAUGGACCUUUUUGAGAGGUCAGGUGGUGGCCCUGUGGGAUCCUGA